Messenger RNA from Drosophila elegans, 1283 nucleotides. Its product is annotated as lipase 3-like. Lineage: Eukaryota; Metazoa; Arthropoda; Insecta; Diptera; Drosophilidae. Gene Ontology annotation, molecular function: hydrolase activity, acting on ester bonds. Bases 20 to 1174 code for a protein of 384 amino acids. The transcript is spliced from 3 exons. The record is from RefSeq and is a predicted model, not a curated record. Gene Ontology annotation, biological process: lipid metabolic process.
UAAGUUAUUCUUUCCCCAGAUGCAGCAAUUAACGUUUGUGAUUCUAUGUGCCUGGCUGGACAUUGCCAGCGGCAUAACUUCUGCGGACAUUAUAGCCGCGCACAACUACCCGGUGGAGAUACACACUGUGCUCACCAGAGAUGGAUACUUGCUCAGUGCCUUUCGCAUUCCGACCUCGAUGUUUUGCAUGCGUUCAGGACCAAAGCCCGCUGUUCUCUUCCAGCACGGAAUGACUGCCUCGUCGGAUACUUUCCUGGUUAACGGACCACGGGACGCACUGGCCUUCAUGUUGGCCGAUGCCUGCUUCGACGUGUGGCUAAGCAACUCGCGGGGCACCCGCUAUUCCCGACGCCACGUCUCGCUGGACCCCAACGACCAAGCGUUCUGGCGCUUCAGCUGGCACGAGAUCGGAAUGGAGGACGUGGCCGCCAUGAUAGACUACAUCCUGGCCAGAACGGGCCAGAGAGCGCUGCACUACGUGGGCCAUUCGCAGGGCUGCACCACGCUGGUGGUGCUCCUCAGCAUGCGGCCGGAGUACAAUCAGCUGAUCAAGACCGCCAUCCUGCUGGCUCCGGCUGUCUUCAUGCGCCACACGUCCACGCUGGGACAGACCCUGCUCAGGAGCCUUAUCAUGGUGAUGCCCGACCGUGAGUUCAUGUUCCACGACAAGAUUCUAAACGGCAUCAUGGGGUCCAUGUGUAGCCGGUUCGCUGUGAGGGUGAUGUGCUCAGCCUUAUUUAUGCUCAGCAACGGAGAGGUUUCCGACCACCUGAACAGAAGUGUUAUUCCUUUGAUUAUGGCCACACACCCGGCGGGCAUCUCCUCGCGCCAGCCCAAGCACUUCAUUCAGCUCACGGACAGCGGAAUGUUCAGGAUGUUCGACUUCGGGACCCUGGCGAACUUGAAGAUCUAUAGGAGAGCAUCACCUCCCGACUACCCGCUGCACAACAUCCGUCCCCUGACCCCGGUGCACAUAUUCUACAGUGACCAGGACACCUCCACCAACAAGGAGGAUAUUCUGAAUUUUGCCUCCAAGUUGCCCAUGGCUGUGAUGCACCGCAUCAAGGGAACGGCCUGGCACCACAUGGACUUCCUGCUCGCUAUGAGCGUCGCUGAAGUGAUCAACAAACCGAUUAUCAGAAUUUUCGAGCAGUUCGAUCAACUUAACCCAUGAGCCCUUGUAAAUUCCCUUAUAAACAUUCGUGCAUUUCCUGGUGUUUAUCUGUCCAUUGACUUUGGGGAAAUAAAUUUUAAAUGCAAUAAAGAAAUGCUUUAAUCUGUAA